GCAGCAAUGGAGUACCCCAGUGUACGGCGUGAUGAUACUGUUGAGGAGCUGCAUGGCAUCAAGGUUGCAGAUCCAUACAGGUGGCUUGAGGAUCCUGACUCAGAGGAGACGAAAGCAUUUGCAGAGGCUCAGAAUGCUGUGACAAUACCAUAUCUAGAGCGAUGCAGCAUGCGGGAGACCAUCAAGGAACGACUCACCAAGCUCUGGGACUAUCCCAAGUACUCCUGCCCUUUUAGGCGAGGUGACCGCUACUUCUUCUUCAUGAACUCUGGCCUUCAAAAUCAGAGUGUGUUGUAUGUACAGGACUCCUUAGAAGGUGAGCCACGAGUGUUCUUGGAUCCCAACACUCUGUCAGAGGAUGGCACAGUAGCUAUCUCUGGCUCAGCAUUCAGUGAAGAUGGGGAGAUUUAUGCCUAUGGCCUCUCUUCCAGUGGCUCAGAUUGGAUCACUGUCCACUUCAAAAAGGUGUCCACAGGAGAAGACUACCCAGAGAUACUACACAAGGUGAAGUUCUCCAGCCUGGCAUGGACCCAUGACCACAAGGGCAUCUUUUAUGGGAGGUACAUAGACCAUGCAGGUGCUGCUGAUGGAACAGAGACUGUGAGCAAUGAAAACCAGAAGCUAUUUUACCACCGUAUUGGAACAGUGCAGGAAGAAGAUGUGCUGGUGGUAGAGUUCCCUGACCAUCCUAAGUGGCGGAUAGGUGCAGAGGUGACAGACUGUGGAAACCACCUGAUAGUCUCCCCACAGCAAGACUGCCGUGACAACCUCCUCUUCCAUGCACCCAUUCCAUCCCAGAUCUCUGGAAAUAUUGAGCUCUCCUGUAUCAUUGAUACUUUUGAGGCAGAUUAUGAGUAUGUGACCAACGACGGCUCAGUGUGCAUCUUCCGCACCAACAAGGGCGCUCCAAACUACCGCCUGGUGAAGAUUGACCUUGCCUCACCCGCCCCUGAGCACUGGAUGACGCUGGUCCCAGAGCAUGAGAAGGAUGUGCUGGACUGGGCCGCCUGUGUGCACCAGGACAAGCUGGUAAUCUGCUACAUAUCUGAUGUGAAGAGUGUCUUACAGCUGCACAGCCUUGCCACUGGGGAGUUGCUGAUAAGAUUGCCCCUUGACAUGGGUACCAUCAGUGGCUAUUCAGGAAAGAGGCACCACUCUGAAAUGUUUUACCAGUUUACCUCCUUCCUGUCACCAGGAAUCAUCUACCACCUUGACCUGACCCAGAAUCCCCUCAAGCCAAAAAUCUUCCGAGAAAUAAAAAUUGAUGGCUUUGACCCGUCAGAGUUUGAGACGCGGCAGAUUUUCUAUCCAAGUAAGGAUGGCACACGAAUUCCUAUGUUCCUGGUACACAAAAAGGAUCUGGGCAGUGGAGGAGAUGCACCCACACUGCUCUAUGGGUAUGGUGGCUUUAACAUCAGCAUCCAGCCCUAUUUCAGCAUCUCACGGGUUGUCUUCCUGCAGCUCUUCAAGGGUAUAGUGGCAGUGCCUAAUAUCAGAGGAGGAGGGGAAUAUGGAGAGGCAUGGCACAACUCAGGUCGUCUCCUCAACAAGCAGAAUGUUAUUGAUGACUUCCAUGCAGCAGCAGAGUAUCUGGUGCGUGAGAAGCUGACACAGCCUUCGCGCCUCAUCAUCCAGGGUGCUUCCAAUGGUGGCUUGCUGGUGGGAGCUGCCAUGAACCAGCGACCAGACCUGUUUGGGGCAGCCAUCGCCCAAGUGGGAGUUAUGGACAUGCUGCGAUUCCACAAGUUUACCAUUGGGUAUGCUUGGUGUUCUGACUAUGGCAACCCUGAUGAGAAGGAACACUUUGAAAAUGUGUACAAAUUUUCACCACUCCACAACAUAAAAGCCCCCCCACCUGGCGCACAGUAUCCUGCCACACUGCUGUUCACCGCUGACCAUGAUGACCGAGUAGUGCCAUUACACUCCUUCAAGUUCAUCUCUGAGCUGCAGUACCGUGUGGGUUGUCUUUCAUGUCAGAAAAAUCCACUCCUUAUCCGUAUCGAGACCAAAGCAGGACACGGAGGAGGCAAACCCACAACCAAGGUGAUUGAGGAGCACACAGACAUCUUCUGCUUCGUCAUGCUUACACUGGGACUGGACCCAUCACCAUCACCCUCAUAGAUGUCUCAACUGACUUCAGUUUGUCACACUUUAGGACUCCUUCUGUGCCUCCUUAAAAAUACUUUCUAUUCUUUACCUGCCUAUAAACCUACCCUCCCCUAUUCCUUACCUGGCUAUACACCUCCCCCCAAAUGACUUUCCUGUAUGUUUCUUUCAUAUCUCUAUCUCCUAGUCCCCAAUCAAGACACUUUUAACUGUUCCUUUAUUCUUAACACUUCUCCCUCCUUCUGGCCUUCAUCUUUGUGUGUAUCUCUUGGCCAUCCACUCAACACCUUUUUCACCAGAGGGUAGCUCGUCCAUAACGGGUACAGUGACAAAGGUAAAUCAGAUGUUCAUCGUACAAAAUUUUUUUUUUAUUUAUUUUUAUCAGUAUAUAUGUGAAUUGUAUUUGAUUAAGGGUUUUGUAGCAUUUUUCCUUUUUAUUUUAUUUUAUUUAUUUAUUUAUUUAUUUAUUUAUUUAUUUAUUUAUUUAUUUAUUUAUUUUAUUUAUUUAUUUAUUUAUUUAUUUUUUCUUACUGAAUUUUAAAGCUUUUCUUCUUUGACAGAAUUUUCUUGGUGUUGAAUAUAUUUUUUUUCAGGCAACUAGGAACAUUAAUCGCUCAAUAUUUGUGUUUGACUAUUUUAUGUCAUUUGGUCACAUUGAGGGAACUGACAUUUUUUUGGUACAUGUUAUGCUGCUCCAUGACUUUAUAUAAUUACAUACAGUUAUUAAUUUAUAUUGGGGUGAUUAUUCAGGUUUGUAUCACAUGUAUGUUUGCCUUUUAACUUGCAGUGUAUUUGUAUGUGUUUUACAUUAAAAAUAAAAAUUCAGGCAUGGAAGAGUCUAGAGGCACUGCCAGGCACUGCCAUAUUGAAGAAGGGCAGGAGUGGCAAGCACUGUAAUUACUGUAUACAUAGUUGCAGGGUGUGAAAUCAGAACAUCUUGAAGAAACCAGAAAUCUUUCCCUCUCUCUCUCUUCAUGGGUACAUCAGUGGAGUUAGUAGUUAAGAAGCUUUGGUUGAUUGGCAUCACAAUAGUGAGGACUUGGACUUGUGGUGCCAAUGCCAAGGCAGUUAAUGAUGUGUGUGAAUUUCUGCUGAAAAGAAUGCUGGUAGUAUGAACAAGAAACUUUUUUAUGUCUCAUUGAUGAAUUACAAUAAAGAAAAUAUGUA
Scylla paramamosain (green mud crab) is the source of this 3273-nucleotide messenger RNA. RefSeq names its product prolyl endopeptidase-like. Gene Ontology annotation, cellular component: cytosol. The record is from RefSeq and is a predicted model, not a curated record. Lineage: Eukaryota; Metazoa; Arthropoda; Malacostraca; Decapoda; Portunidae. Gene Ontology annotation, biological process: proteolysis. Gene Ontology annotation, molecular function: oligopeptidase activity; serine-type endopeptidase activity.